UCUGUUUAACUGGGAGUCUGCGUUUACUUUUCUGCUUCCUGCCUGCACGCCCGAAACCUCUUCUGUGUUUGGUAUCCCGCCUUCUCUUUUUUCUCCUCUUCGCAGACAUCAUUGCUGUCUGAUAGCUCAGUUUGACAUCUCCUCAAAUAACCGCCGAAAGACUUCCUUGUAACAAAGAUUUCCGAGUUUCUGCGGGCAGGUCUGAUAGAUUUUCUUUGAUUAUCUAUUAUUACUGAUUUAGAAUGGCUGCCAACAACUCUCAACCUACGGGAAUUGAUAAAGAACAAGCUUUUGGUAUGGCAGAAACAGAGAUGGAGUAUAGGGUUGAAUUGUUUAACAGGCUUGCCCAAACAUGCUUCAAUAAGUGUGUUGACAAGAGGUACAAAGAAGCUGAAUUAAAUAUGGGUGAAAAUAGUUGCAUUGAUCGAUGUGUUUCAAAAUACUGGCAGGCCUAUAGAGCUACAAUUUCUCUCCUAAACUUUAUGCUUUUGGAACUUUGGAGUGACAAAGAUUGUCGAUACAUAGAAUGUAGUACUUUUGGGUGAGCAUUGUGCAUACGUUAGACAGCUACUUUAUAUGUACAUAAGCCUGGAAACUUAUAUAUAAGCCAUAAACUUAUUUUCAUAUUAAUCCAUUUUGAAAGCAUUAGUUAAAUACAGCUAAAGUUCUUAACUUCUGUCCAUU
Messenger RNA from Carica papaya (papaya), 684 nucleotides. NCBI's taxonomy places the organism in Eukaryota, Viridiplantae, Streptophyta, Magnoliopsida, Brassicales, Caricaceae. The record is from RefSeq and is a predicted model, not a curated record.